UUCAUUAGCACAACUAGAUUCGUUACGGCGCAGCUGGAAGACAAAUUCUGGUGACGAGUAGCUACUGCUUCCUAUUGUAAAAAAUAAAAUAACAGGGCAUACACAAAGGAAAAAAUGAAGAAUAGGUAUACAAUCACGCUAUUGUGCCUCGGUUGGUGUUUUCAUGUUGCGCUUUUGGAAGAACCCAUGACUUUGGAGGACACGGAUGGAUCUGGCAAUGAUCUCGAACAUUCAGGCUCAGAGGACUGGUCAGAAGGAGAGUGGGAGAUGAGCAUCUCUUUACCUUCAACCAACAGUACAGACCAUGAGAACUCCCAGUACCCAACGAUUUCUGUCAGUUUAUCCAUCAGUGGACACGUUACCAAAUCCCCAGGGGUGGUGACCACACCCUCUCAUGCAGAGGCCCUAACACAAGUCCCUCACAAAAUUACCAGCAUUGUGGUGGAUGCGGAGUCAGAAAUCCUGGAAAAGCAGAUGACCCCAAAGCUUCCGAUUGAGGAAGAGGAGACAUGGCAGACCAUAUUGCUAGCUGACGAAAUCGACAUCCGUGACGCUUCUGGAGAGGAUAUGGAGUCUGGUGAUGGUGCAGUUGGGAUGUCCACCUCUUCACCAUUCACAACAGAGGUAGAGAGAAGGCCGGCCUCUGUCAUUGUUGAGGACAACAAAGCCAUCCCACAUGGCAGGGCCAAUGAAGCAGAGAACGAGAUACCUGAUGAUUCUGACUUAACCUUUGACCCGAAGCCAGACUUAACAGAUUCAUCUGUAGAGAACUUGGCAAAGAGCCAGGGUCUUCUGGAGAGGAAAGAAGUUCUUGCAGGUGUUGUUGGAGGAGGUGUGGUAGGACUGGUCCUGGCUGUGGCACUGGUGUCUCUAAUGGUCUACAGGAUGAAGAAGAAGAAGGAUGAGGGGAACUAUGCACUGGAUGCACAGCAGAACUCCUACAGGGGGUACCAGAGAGCUCAAACGCAAGAGGAAAUGCUGACAUAAACCUCCACAUACGAGAUCUGGAACACAUUGAACCAACAUUGAAGCGUGUUGUUUUUUACUGGCCAGGGGUUAGUCUGCAAUCCUUCUGAAGGAAGAAUCCGCCCCUUUCUCACCCCCUACUCGACCCAGCUCCUGGU
Molecule: messenger RNA, 1124 nt
Organism: Conger conger (European conger)
Lineage: Eukaryota; Metazoa; Chordata; Actinopteri; Anguilliformes; Congridae
Product: syndecan-2-like
Exons: 5
Coding region: 115-987 (290 amino acids)
Biological process (GO): cell migration
Cellular component (GO): cell surface; membrane
Source: RefSeq, a predicted model, not a curated record